Monodelphis domestica (gray short-tailed opossum) is the source of this 5843-nucleotide messenger RNA. RefSeq lists its product as uncharacterized. The record is from RefSeq and is a predicted model, not a curated record. NCBI's taxonomy places the organism in Eukaryota, Metazoa, Chordata, Mammalia, Didelphimorphia, Didelphidae.
CCUUUGGUCUUUGUAUCAUUUCUAAGACAAGCUGGAAAGGCUAAGCAAUGUGAGUUAGUGAUUUCUCCAGCUUGGUAGUGUGGAAAGGAAAAUUGUGAAUCAAGCUUUUGCAUUUUUGCCCACUGAGACGGAGCAGACAUCAGUUGGAAUGUAAUAGGAGGGGCAGUGACAGUUGGAGUGAGAGAAGAGGACUGUGGGAGAAACCGAUAACAGAAAUGGUCUUUUCCCUCUGAACAUGGCUGAGUGUGGAGAAAAGACCAGGAGCUCUAUAUCCCAACUUGUGAAAAACCUUGCCUCCAUUCCCUUAACCUGGAGAAGAAAAAGGUUCUUGUAUGUGUGAGAGCAUCCAUUUGAGGAAGAACAAGACAAAAGUAAGCUACUGAAAGGGGUUGAUCUCUUAACUUCAGGGGGUCACCCUGAAGAUCCUUUCCAUCCCUUGUCCCUCCCAAGAAGGAUGCUUGCCUUUUGCUUAGUAGGGUAGAGAUAGUGACUAGUUAAGAGGAAGAUAGAUAAGCUGAAGCUGAGCCAGCUUGGCUUAACUGCAGAAGCAGCAAAGUUCUCCUAUUCCCACUUACCUAUCCCCUUUCUUGAUUUACUAUAAUUAUUAAACCAUAUUUAACCUGCAGUCAGAUAAGAGGACUAUCAUUUCCGGGGGACAUAGAGGGAGCAGAACCUAAGGACAGCCAUUCAACCAUAAACAGUCCUUUCUGAAGUUUGUUUUCUGACAUUUUGCCCUCCAUGUUCUCUCUCCCCCUUCUCUAGGAAGGUAGUAAUAUGAUGUAGGUCAUGCAGACAUUAUCCUCCAGUACAUAUUUGCCUCUUUGCUAUGCUGUGAAACUGUAAAGGGGGUACAGGGCCCCCGGAGGCCCUCCAAAUCUACAGGAAUCCCAGCUCAUGUGAAGAUGGGGUUAACUCUUCCCCUGCCCAAGUUUAGAUGUAAUCACCAGAAGCAUGUGCACACCCCGCUUAUCCUUAAGUGGGGGAGGUCAGUGUGUGACCCACCUGUGUUUAGCUUUUAGCUUUCUUUUAUAUUAGUGUUAAAUAUUGGGGUUAUUUAACAAGAUUUUAGCUUUUAGCUUUCUCUUGGAUUAGAAGGUGUUAAGUAUUGGGGGAAGUUAACAAGUUUAGCCAGUGGGUGGAGAAAACUGCUUAUAAAGGGGAGGCCAAGGCCCUGCUCUCCCACUGGCACCCUCUCCUGACUGGAGGUUGGAACCUGAAGGGACAAGUGGUGGUGGAGAGCUUCCGUCCAUCAGAACAGCAAUGAGGGCAUCCGAAGAGGAAGUCUCCCCACCUUGGGGCUCCAUGCUCUGAAGGAACACAGUCUGGCCCUAGCAGAGACUCCAGAGCCAGAGGGAAUGGCCCCUGGGACCCUGAGGCCCCCCUCCCAGGGGUUAAUAACAUUCAAGGAUGUGGCUGUGGACUUCACACAGGAAGAGUGGUGCCUAUUGGACCAUUCUCAGAAAGAGCUGUACCAGGAGGUCAUGCUGGAGAAUGUACAAAAUCUACUCUCAGUCGGUGUUCCAGUUCCUAAAAAAUAUUGUACCUCCUGUUGUCAGCAAGGGGAAGCACCAUUGCUGCUGGAGCAAAAAGGCCCCAGGAGCUCCUGUUCAGAAGCAGAGGCUAAUUUUGAUUUGAAGGAGAAGUCUACAAAGCUGAGACAUUUUGUGGAAGGAUCUGGCCCCCAAAGAUGCGUGAAUAAGGAUCCCCAUGAUAUCAUUAUGAGAGAAAUCUGUGACUCUGAUAUCAAGAUAAAUGAAAAUAUAAAGGGUGACUGUGAAUUUGAUGGCACUGCAGAGAAAUUCAGUCAAUGUUCAGUCCUAAAUCAGUAUAUGAAAGUGUCCUCAGGAAAUGACUGUUGUCAAGAGAAUCAAUACGGCCAAUGCUUUCCUGAAGAAGUAGGACUUGGUCAGUUAAAUGAGAAAACUCCUGAAAAGCCCAUAUAUCAAGGUAACCUAGGAGGAAUAUCCUUUGGCUGCAGUUUAGACCUCAUUAGCCAUUCAAAAAGUAAAUGUGUAGAGAUGGUUUCUAUGAAUGACAAAGAAAUGAGACCUUUCAGUCAAAACUCUGAGCUUGUUGCACAUCAGAGAAUCCACAAUGGGGAGAAACCUUAUAAAUGUAAAGAGUGUGGAAAGGCUUUCACACAGAGGGGCAAUCUUGCUAGACAUCAGAGAAUCCACACUAGAGAGAAACCUUAUAAAUGUAAUCACUGUGAAAAGGCUUUCACAGAAAGGGAAUCUCUUGCUAGACAUCAGAGAAUCCACACUGGAGUGAAACCCUAUGAAUGUAAACAGUGUGGAAAGGCUUUCACACAGAAGGGCUCUCUUGUAGAACAUCAGAGAAUCCACACUGGAGAGAAACCUUAUAAAUGUAAUCACUGUGAAAGGGCUUUUAUAACAAGGACAUCUCUCGCUAACCAUGAGAAAAUCCACACUGGAGAGAAACCUUAUGAAUGUAAACAGUGUGGAAAGGCUUUCACACAGAGGGGCAAUCUUGCUAGACAUCAGAGAAUCCACACUGGAGUGAAACCCUAUGAAUGUAAACAGUGUGGAAAGACUUUCACACAGACGGGCUCUCUUGCUGCACAUAAGAGAAUCCACACUAGAGAAAAAACCUUAUGAAUGUAAACCAUGUGGAAAGACUUUCAAACGGAGGGAACAUCUUGCCGCACAUCAGAGAAUCCACACUGGAGAAAAAAUUUAAAAAUGUAAACAGUGUGGAGAGGCUUUCACAAAAAGAGGCCAUAUUUCUGCACAUAAGAGAAUCCAUGAUGGAGAAUAACCUCAUGAAUAUAAACAGUGUGGAAAGACCCUUAUGCAGAGGGGCUCUCUUACAGCACAUCAGAGAAUCCACAAUGGAGAGAAACACAUCUCUUGCUAAACAUGAGAAAAUCCACACUGGAGAAAAACCUUAUGAAUGUAAACAGUAUGGAAAGGCUUUCACACAAAGGAGCCAUCUUGUUGCCCAUAAGAGAAUCCAUACAGGAGAGGAAACCUUAUGAAGGUACACAAUGUGGAAAAGCUUUCACAGUGAGGAGUAAUCUUACUAAGCAUCAGAGCACCCACAUUGCAGAGAAAAAUUAUGAAUGGCAUCAAUUUGGAUAGGCUUUCACAUAAACCCUACAGUUGCUUCAUGUCACAAACUCUUCACUAGAGAGAAACCUCAUGAGUGAGAUUGAUCUUAUAGUUGCCACUUUUAGAUUAUUUAACAUAAGAGGAUCCACAAUUCAGAGAAACUUUAGGAAGAUGUUGAAUUCGGUAAGGGCUCCAGGUAACAAUCAUCUCUUAUUCCCAGGUUAGAAUUCCUUUUGGAUAGGAAUCUUAUGUCCAGAAAGAAGAGAGAAAUUGAAAUGGAGAAUCCAGAGCUUGUUCAGUGUGAAAAAAAUGUCUUCUGAUCACACCAGCUCCAGAUAAAUUCCCUCUAGAAAGAGUUUAAUCCAAAAAUCAUCUCUUACUUCAUAUUAUAGGAUUUAUAGUGCAGAAAAACCUAAUGAAUGUGCUUAAGUUGUAUGCAUUUUCCUCAGGAUGAGGGUGAUCACUAUAAUUUAUAAGACUGAGGGACCACAUCACAUUUGUUAGAUUGGCUAUUAUGACAGAAAGGGCAAGGGACAAAAGUUAGAGAAGAUGUGGGAAAACUGAGAUACUAAUGAACUAUUGAGUGGAUUUGUGAACUGGAUGGAGCAAUUUUGAACUGCGUCCAGAGAACAUUAAGACACAAAAAGGAAAAGGACCUAUAUGUAUUUUUUAAAACCUCAACACUUAAAGAUGCUCUUUCUGGGUUGAUAAAAAUUAGAAAGUAAAAGGGAACUCACCAAUUGGGAGAUGGCUAAGUAAAUUGUGGCAUAUGAUUGUAGUAGAAUACUGCUGUUUUAUAAUUAAUGAGUAGAAGGAGGAGCUGGGAAAAACCUAGAAAGACUGGAGAACUGAACCUGACUGAAUUUUGCAAUACCAGGAGAACCACAGCAGAUCGUGACAGAAAUAGUGUAUGCAGAACAACUGUGAAUUGAGUUAUUCUCAACAACACAAUGAUCCAAAUCAAUCCCAAAGGACUCAUAAUCAAAACUUUUAUCUGUUUCCAGAGAAAGAAUUGAUGAAAUGUGAAUCUAGAUCAAAGAAAAAAAUUUUCACUUUUUAAACUUUUGUUGUUUGUUUGAGUUUAGUUCCACAGAAGGAUCAAUAUGUGAAAAUGUUUCAUAUGAUUCUACAUGCAAAAUUUUAUAUGAGAUUGCUUAAUAUCUCUUGGGCAUGGGAGAGAAAAUCCAAGACUCAAAAGUUUUGAACAAAUGUUGGAUAUUGUUUUUACACAUGAUUGUUGUCAAAAACAAAAUAUGAAAUGAUGGAGAAGAGUUGAAUAUUCAGUGGUGAACAACAUUCUUUCUAGAAUGAAGGGGUGAACAAGGAAUAAUUAAAGGAAUGGUUUCACUUUAAGCUGAUACUUGACGAUACACUGGACAUAGUAUGCUGGAGAUGAGAUUCAGUGCCUGUAACUGACUAGGAAAGGCAUUUUGCUGUUGUACAGACUUCAUAGACUUUCCCACAGAGAAGCCCUCAUUAAACAACCCAAAUUUCAUAUUUUGCAAAAACUACUACAAUAAGGACAUUUUCUCUGAAAUCCUAAUGCUUGUCAUUCUUCCUCACUGUUUGUUGGCAUUCAUCCAUUACAGAUUUUGUAGCCAGUUGCUGGUUAACUGGCACUCACUUCUUUCUCAUUUUUUGCUGGCACAUAUAGAUCUUACCAAACAAACAAUAAGAGUGCAUGAGGAAGAUGUGGAAGGAAUAGGGAACCUGAUCCCUGCCAGGCUCAUGAUGCAGUUGGCUGAUUUCUGGGUCUGAGCAGAAGUCUAACUCCUCUGAUGAAGUAAUAAGGGAGGAUUUGAGGUCUCCAAGACCACCUUGUCUCUUGAAAUAUCAACUAAUGGGGUCUCAGGACAUCCUGCGGCUGAACUGUCAGGAUCAACUCCCUUCAUAAGCAGGAGGCAAGGCACCCUCUUUUCUGAAGAUGAUGGCGGAGACAUUUUUUGCUUAUGGGAAUCCUGUGUCCCCAAUGAGAUGGGAAUCCUGUGUCCCCAAUGAGAAACCAUAUUAUGUUCAGAGAAAUAGCUUUCUUUAUUGGUUAAAAUCUGAAUGCUAUACAAUAUAACAUUUCUAUGAGAUGAACAAAGUCCUAAUUAUUCCUCCCUAUGACAAUUGCUUUCCUUUUCAUCAGUGAGUCAUUUUAAUGGAGGAGAUAAGAAUUUCACUUGCUCUUAUGCUUACAAGAAAACAAGGACAUUUAAGCAGAUAUCUUUUUCUCCUUUCAAAUAUAAUAAAUUAAAUAUUUCAUGGGCUUUAACAUGAUCAAUAUCAUACAAUAUUAAAUGAUAUAUUACUAUAUUAUAUUUUAAUACAUUAUGUUAUAAAGUACUAUGAUAUAAAUUAAAGUACCAUAAUAAUUAUAAUUUUAUGAUAACCAAUACAAAUUAUUUUAUUACUUACACAAAGGAGAAUCAAUAUCAGAAAUGCUUCAGAAUUAGAUUUAUAACUCAAAUGAGAAUUAAAAUUCUUGAAAAAUUGCUUUAUAUAAUUAAAAUAUGUGAUCAACAAUCCUGAUAAAAUACAUGAUUUUUAAAAAAUGUGUAUUUUUUCACCUUUUUAAAAAAGUAGUUUACAAUCUAGCAGCAUCCAGAUUGUAAAAGAAGCUGCUUUUCCACAGCAUUUCUAUACAAGGUUUUGCCAAAUUUCACCUUUUCAUAAACAAUAGUUUGAGUUUGAAAUCUGAAACAAAACUAUUAAAAUACCUUACUCAGAUCUGCUUCCUCUUAUUACUCUUUACAUUUUUAAUAUAUCUCCAACCCUGUAUAAACAUGA